Messenger RNA from Oryctolagus cuniculus (rabbit), 918 nucleotides. Its product is annotated as vomeronasal 1 receptor oryCunV1R1559. The record is from RefSeq and is marked provisional. Gene Ontology annotation, cellular component: membrane. Lineage: Eukaryota; Metazoa; Chordata; Mammalia; Lagomorpha; Leporidae. Gene Ontology annotation, biological process: G protein-coupled receptor signaling pathway. Gene Ontology annotation, molecular function: pheromone receptor activity.
AUGGCCUCGAGGGACCUGGCCCUAGGAAUGGUCUUUCUAGUACAGACGCUGGCUGGGAUUCUGGGGAAUUCCUCUCUUCUUCUCCAUUAUCUCAUCCUUUAUUUCACAGGAUGCAAGUUUAGGCUCACAGAUCUGAUUCUCAAACACCUGACUGUAGCCAAUGCCUUGGUCAUUCUCUCAAAAGGAGUCCCCCAAACCAUGGCAGCUUUGGGGAUGAAGCAUUUCCUCGAUGAUACUGGGUGCAAACUUGUGUUCUAUGUGCACAGAGUGAGCAGGGAUGUAUCCAUUGGCAGCACCUGCCUCCUGAGUGUCUUCCAGGCCAUCACCAUCAGUCCUACCUGCUCCAGGUGGAUGGGGCUUAAAGUAAAAGCUCCCAAGUAUGUUGGACCCUCCACUAUUCUCUGCUGGAGCUUGAACUUGAUGCUAAAUGUCAUGGUACCUGUGCAUGUCACUGCCAGAUGGCAAAACAAUAUCACAAGGAAAAUGGAUUAUGACUACUGUUCUGCUAUGCCUCGUGGGAAAAUCACUGAAUCAUUGUACAUAGCACUGAUGUUAUUCCGCGAUGUUGUGUUUGUAGGGCUCAUGCUCUGGGCCAGCAGCUUCAUGGUUUUCAUCCUGUACAGGCACAAGCAGCAGGUGCAAUACAUACACGCUCUCUCCCACACAUCUUCCCCAGGGUCCAGAGCCACACAAAGCAUCCUUGUCCUGGUGAGUACCUUUGUAUUGUGCAGCCUGUCGUCCUUUCUUCACAUUGGUUUAGCCUUUCUCAAUAUUCAUGAAACGUCAGAGGUGAAAGUCUCCACACUGAUAGCUGGGUGUUUCCCUGCCAUCAGCCCCUACAUUCUCAUGAGUUACGACUCCAGGGUACCCACACACUGCCUUCCCUGGAUCAUAGCAGCAAAGUCCUCUGUGCUCUGA